This is a messenger RNA of Doryrhamphus excisus (bluestripe pipefish), 945 nucleotides long. RefSeq lists its product as uncharacterized. Lineage: Eukaryota; Metazoa; Chordata; Actinopteri; Syngnathiformes; Syngnathidae. The record is from RefSeq and is a predicted model, not a curated record.
CACAACCGCCAUGAAGCCCAAAGGUGUUCCAUGGAGGACGCUGCUGCCCAGAGAUACAGAGACGGGACAGUACCAGCGACAUGUGGACUGUGUGGAGGAGUGCGACCGUGAUGAGAUCAACACGAGUUGCAGGGAGAUGCCGGGAGUGGCUUUCCUAACGGGACGCUACAAGGCGCUCAUUGAGGAAGAUAUCCGAUUUAAAGAGGAGAAGAAGAAGAGGAAGAAGGAAAAGUACAAAAAAGUCAAGAAGAAUGUUGGAAAGGCACUGCGUUCCACAUGGAAAUGCUUCAUGCUGGGACUGCACAAUUUUGCACUGGGCUACUCGACUCCCAUUGCAGUGGCUGCCACCUUCAUGCCUGACUUCAACCCGGGAAGAAGCACAACAUAAACCCCUGUCCUCCUCAUCCUCCUGUCUUGUAGAUUGACAUCCUACUCUUGGACUAGUUCCUUUCAUUUUUUAUAAUAUUAAUUUCUAUUGACACUAUGUGUGCCUUGAAAUGUGUGGUUUGAUUCAAAUUAAACUUGUGGGAAAAGAAAGUGCACCAGAACAGAAAAGCGAGUGAUCAAUAGUGUAAGUGAAAGCACUGAGUUGUGGGACGUGCAUCUAAUAUGAUGAAAACGUGUAGUGGUUACCACGGAUUUUGCAAGUGAUUAUAUGUGUCGGUAAAUAUCUAAAAAUGUACAUAAAACGCAAUGCCUUUCUGUGUUUGUCAUGAUCGUAUACGGUAUAAUAAUUCCUGUGUGUAUAUAUAUAUACACACACACACACACACACACACACACACACACACACACAGUGAUCAUUUCAAAAGUGUAGUACAAUGGACACUGACAUUUACGUGUGAGUAUACUCUUUCUAUUUUGGUUUGUAUGUUUUGGUAACAGUCGCUUGGACUUUACGUCACUAGAUUGUGUUUAUAGUGAAUAAAAUUUGUAUUCACGCAA